UAUCAAUCUGAUAAGAUAACUGAUAAAACUAGACUGAAAGCUCCGUUAUCAGCAUUGGGUACUUCCAAUGAUGGGAUUUGUGUCAAUGAAACUAGAGAAUUACAGUAUAUACCUAUUGCGCCUAAUCAAAUAAUUACACGACCUCGAAAUAUUCCAAAAGAGUCUUGCUGCGAUGGUUACGCAAACAUUUCCGACAACCCUCUCAAAUGCAGCCCCAUUUGUGACCCCGAAUGCAUUUUUGGAACUUGUAUUAAACCCAAUCAAUGUGAAUGUUUGUCAGGUUACAAAGGAGAAUAUUGUGAAGUAUUCGAAAUGUUUUGCGCUGACGAAUAUUGGGGCAGUGAUUGCGACAAAAAAUGCGAAUGUAACGGUUCUAAUUGUACUGCAUCAGAAGGAAUAUGUACUUGUCAAGCUGGGUUUACCGGAGAACAUUGUAACAUCCCUUGCGUUAAAACACAUUAUGGACUUAAUUGCAGUGAAUUGUGCGAUUGUGUAAACGGAAUUUGCGAUGGAGUUACCGGAAGUUGUAGUUGUUAUCCUGGAUUUAUAGGAAAAAAUUGUUCAAUGGAAUGCCCCCAAGAUAAAUACGGUUCAAACUGCACAGAAACUUGUAAAUGCGAAAACGAUGCGAUUUGUAACGGAAUAAAUGGAUCAUGCGAAUGUAAACCGGGGUUUCAAGGUGAAUUUUGUGAAAAACCUUGCUCUAAAGGUUUUUGGGGCCCUAAUUGUAGCGAAAUUUGUUUAUGCAGUGAAAUGGAUAUUUGCGAUACAAAAAGUGGGAAUUGUUUUUGUGAAAAUGGAUUUACCGGACAACAGUGUACAAAACCUUGUGAACCAGGUUUUUGCGGGUUUGAAUGUUCCCAAAUAUGUUCCUGCUCAAACGGAAUAUGUUCACCUCAAAAUUGUACAUGCGAUUGCCCUCCGAUGAUGCAUGGAACAAGCUGUUCUGAAAGUUGUAAUUGCAAUAAAGACAACACAGAAAAAUGUAACCAAAUUUCGGGAAAAUGCGAAUGUAAACCAGGUUGGAUUGGACCCACAUGUAACGAACCUUGCCAGGCUGGUUUUUAUGGUUAUAACUGUGAAAAAGAGUGUACUUGCAAUUGGAAUAAUACGCUUCAAUGCAUUAAUGGGUUAUGUAGAUGUAAAGAUGGUUUUUCAGGAGAACAUUGCGAUUCUAAAUGUGAACCUGGUUAUUAUGGAAGUAAUUGUACCAAGAUUUGCUUUUAUACUGGAUUAGAUAAUUAUGUAUGUGAUCCAGUUCAAGGAGAUAUUUGUAGUUCACUUUACAACGGAACAAAUUGCGGUACUUGUAAAUGUAUUAAUGGUUCAUGUUUAAAAGAUAAAUGUGAUUGCGAUGUUGGGUAUUACGGGAAAUGGUGCCAGGAGCGUUGCUCGAUAACAAAUUAUGGUAAAAAUUGUGAAAAUAUAUGCGGAUGUAUUAAUUGUAGAGCCACCGAUGGUUAUUGCAAAUGCCAGGAUGGUUUUAAAGGAAAAACAUGCUCAGAUUAUUGUCCAGUAAGCCUUUACAACAAUACAACAAAUCAAUGUAUAAACCUGUAUGAAGAAGAUUCAUAUCAUUCAAUUAUUUUGUAUUGUGCUAUUGGAAGUACUUCUAUAUUGGCACUAAUAAUGAUUUUUACGAUUAUAAUUUGCCUUAAAUAUAAAAAUAAAGAUAGAUCUUAUGGUAUGGUAAAUCUAACAGCGCCAAAGAUGUCCCUACCAACUCUACCAAGUCCAGAUAAUUAUCUAUCGGCAAAUAGCAAUACCUAUGAAAGGGAGGAACCCGAUUAUGAAACUAUUCCUGAUACAGUACCAUCUAAUUAUCAAAACCUUGCCCGCGAAGAUGAAAUACCAAGGCAUGCUCGAGAAGCCAGUUAUUUUCUUGCAUAUGAAACCCCUCGUCAUGUUCCUCAACACAUCGAAAUGUAUACCUCCCCAACACAAGAAUACGUUUUUUUAAAUCGAAGUAGUAUUGGUCCACAUCGGAAGAAUUAAAUUUAAGUUUUAAUGUAUUAUUUUUUUUAUUAAAUCAAAAAUUAUUAAUACAAAUCAAGUAUUGAAACUUAAAUAUCAAAUUUCCUUCUAAAUUAAUAAACUUUAAACGUAA
This is a messenger RNA of Onthophagus taurus, 2107 nucleotides long. NCBI's taxonomy places the organism in Eukaryota, Metazoa, Arthropoda, Insecta, Coleoptera, Scarabaeidae. The record is from RefSeq and is a predicted model, not a curated record.